Grosmannia clavigera kw1407 is the source of this 1167-nucleotide messenger RNA. RefSeq lists its product as uncharacterized. Bases 1 to 1167 code for a protein of 388 amino acids. The record is from RefSeq and is a predicted model, not a curated record. Lineage: Eukaryota; Fungi; Ascomycota; Sordariomycetes; Ophiostomatales; Ophiostomataceae. The transcript has 2 exons.
AUGAGCAUCGACUCAAACGGCACGAUGGUCGGCAACCCGGGCUACAUCCGUGGCUAUGUCCCUCGCACGGUAUCUGGCUUUAGCGACGACAUGGACAACUAUCUGCUCCCGCCAAAUGGCCGCCCAGGCGGCAAUAUCCUCUAUGCCAACGACUCGCUCUGUCACCCCAGCCAGUCCGUUGGCAACUACAGUACCGAAUUCCCAAUGCUCAGCGUUACCGCAGGCGGUUUCAUCGCUCUCCGCUACCAGGAAAAUGGCCAUGUCACACUCCCUGAUACCAACCCGACGAAGCCGCUAAACAGGGGCACCGUCUACAUCUAUGGCACUACGGAACCGUCCAGCGACGAGCUCUUCUCCAACGUCUUUGAAAAGUGGACGGCCGACGGCACUGGUGGUAACGGCCGUGGUCGCCUGCUGGCCACUCGCAAUUUCGACGACGGCCAGUGCUACCAGGUCAACGGCCAGACCAUCUCCGUGCAGCGACAGGCUCAGUUCAAAAAGACGGCGGAGAAUCCGCAGGGAACUGAUUUGUGGUGCCAAAAUGACAUCCAGCUGCCCGCCAACCUGACGUCCGGUACCAGCUACACCCUCUACUGGGUGUGGAGCUGGCCUACCAUGAAUAUGGCUGGCUCGCCCACCGACACUCCCGGAACUGGCUUCAACAUCACUACGCUGCAAUACUACACGAGCUGUAUGGACGUUUCUGUCGCAAGCGGACAGUCCACUGCUGCCGCCAGUGCUAAAGAAAAGGCUCCUGGGUUCUCCUCCUCCUUUGUUGAGGGCCAGGACCUAAACAGUGCAGCUGUGCUCUCUCAGCUCACUGUCGGCCCCUUCCAGGUGAACGGCAUCGACACUAGCAGCAGCAGCAACAGCAGCAGCGGUACAGCUACUACACCAAGCAUAUCCACUACGGCAGCUGCAGGGGACAGCGGUAACGGCGCUGAAACCAUCGCCCUCAUCGUCCAGCGAUGUCCCGGUAUCGACAAAAACCGUAUACUCGACGAUUACGCCAGGCCAUCAGCAGACCAGCACCAGCACAUCCCUUGCAGGGUCUACUACUACAUCGACAUCUUCCUUUGGCACAGCUGUCAGCACAUCAAGCCAGGCGCCAUCGGUGAAGCCGUUUCUCUCGCGCGCCGGGUGCAGAGAGUUCGGCGCCACUUUUGA